AAAAAUCAAGACCACCACCCAAAAAAAAAAAAAAGGAAUAAUCCUCGCACGGGAUAACAGGCUGUCGACGAAGAGAAGAAGGGCCAAAGCGAAAGAGAAGGUCUGAUCACUUUUAUCAUCCCCCGUGUGACGGCUCCUCUGUCGCUAUCCUGCAGAUUCAACCACGGAGUCCCCGUCCUCCGCCUGUGAACCAUCCUCCCGCCCGCCAAAACUGUUUCACGAACAGCCUUCAGAAACACUUUUCCGCUCUUCAAUUUUUUUUGCUUUGUGUCGUUUCCGGAUCCUUUCGGCUCUUUUACUUUGACACAUCACGAUGGCAGAGAGUACAACUUCACCAGCCAUAUCCGCGCAAGCUCCGGCGGCAAGCGAGAUCAAGAAAGAAGCGCAGGCUGGUGUUAACGCCACCCUCGCGCAGGUGCGGUCCUUUGUCGCGGGUGGUGUUGGCGGAGUGUGCGCUGUCGUCGUCGGUCAUCCCUUCGAUCUCGUGAAGGUACGACUGCAAACCGCGGAAAGGGGGGUUUACUCCGGCGCCAUCGAUGUUGUAAAGAAGACAGUUGCGCGGGAAGGCCUUGCAAGAGGUCUGUAUGCUGGCGUAUCAGCGCCGCUUGUUGGAGUUACGCCGAUGUUUGCUGUUAGCUUUUGGGGAUACGAUCUGGGCAAAACCCUCGUCCGCUCUUUCUCCCCUGUUCCCGAGAUCAAUGGCACCCCCCAGUUCUCCAUUGCCCAGAUUUCCGCAGCUGGCUUCUUCUCCGCUAUUCCCAUGACUCUGAUCACAGCGCCAUUUGAGCGUGUCAAGGUUUUACUCCAGAUUCAAGGACAAAACCCACCACCUGCAGGCCAGAAGCCCAAGUAUUCCGGUGGUGUUGAUGUGGUUCGGCAGUUGUACAAAGAGGGCGGUAUUCGAAGCGUUUUCCGGGGAAGCGCCAUGACCCUGGCUCGCGAUGGACCAGGUUCUGCGGCAUACUUCGCUGCAUACGAGUAUAUCAAGCGCAGCUUGACGCCAAAGGAUGAGAACGGCAAUGUUACUGGUGAACUCUCGCUUACGGCGAUCCUCACUGCUGGCGGUGCCGCUGGUGUGGCAAUGUGGAUUCCUGUGUUCCCAGUUGAUACCAUCAAGUCUCGCUUACAGAGUGCUGAGGGUCGUCCUACGAUUGGAGGUACCAUCCGCGGAGUGUACGCCAGCGGAGGCCUCAAAGCUUUCUUCCCUGGUUUUGGGCCGGCGCUGGCUCGAGCCGUUCCCGCCAAUGCUGCCACUUUCUUGGGUGUUGAACUCGCACAUAAAGCCAUGACGAAAUUAUUCGACUAAUUAUUGCCUUCUGUCCGAGAGGAGGCCUCUGCGGAUUUCAUCUCUUGCAAGCUAUGCUUGCUUGACCAUCACGAGAUCCGUUUUCUUCUGAAAUACCCCUAGACCUUUAUAGAUACGCUGGCAUCUCUAGUUGCUAGGGCUUCGCAACUUUUCUUCGCAAGGCAUAUCGACAUGCGGUUGUCUUUGUCUUUCAAAUCAUUUGUGUCGUUGACGCACUGAUUGACCCUUUGGGGUUCGAUCAGCUCUGCAUAUUCAUGGUGCCUUUUCCAGCUAGCGUUCCAUAGAUUUUGUAUGUAAAUUUAUCCCAUGGUGUCUUAGAUUGGA
Coccidioides immitis RS is the source of this 1630-nucleotide messenger RNA. Its product is annotated as mitochondrial carnitine:acyl carnitine carrier. NCBI's taxonomy places the organism in Eukaryota, Fungi, Ascomycota, Eurotiomycetes, Onygenales, Onygenaceae. Gene Ontology annotation, molecular function: O-acyl-L-carnitine transmembrane transporter activity. The record is from RefSeq and is a predicted model, not a curated record. Gene Ontology annotation, biological process: mitochondrial transport; carnitine transmembrane transport. The transcript is spliced from 5 exons. Gene Ontology annotation, cellular component: mitochondrial envelope. The coding region runs from base 314 to 1306 and encodes 330 amino acids.